Molecule: messenger RNA, 10041 nt
Organism: Pristis pectinata (smalltooth sawfish)
Lineage: Eukaryota; Metazoa; Chordata; Chondrichthyes; Rhinopristiformes; Pristidae
Gene: zdhhc9
Product: zinc finger DHHC-type palmitoyltransferase 9
Exons: 9
Coding region: 247-1449 (400 amino acids)
Biological process (GO): protein targeting to membrane; peptidyl-L-cysteine S-palmitoylation
Cellular component (GO): endoplasmic reticulum; Golgi apparatus
Molecular function (GO): protein-cysteine S-palmitoyltransferase activity
Source: RefSeq, a predicted model, not a curated record
GUCUUGUGCGAGUGGCUGUAUUGCCCAGAGAUGGAGUAGCGCAGACAGAGACUCACACAGUGUUGGCAGUGAUAAGUACAGUAGCAGGCAGGGCUCGGGGACGAGGAAAGGAAACAUUGCAAAGCCGCGGACAAAGGCACCUACCUUGCAAGGUGGAUUGCAGCCAGCACAUUGCACGUUACCAUCAAGAUCUGGGACUUUAAAAUAUUAAAUUUGUAAGGGAUUUUACAUAUUUUAUUAAACAAUAUGAUCGAAGGAAUGCAUACGACGAAGGGCGAGAAGAAGCCGACGCGGAAAUGGCAGAAACUGCCUGGCAGAAACACGUUCUGUUGCGAUGGCAGGAUCAUGAUGGCCCGGCAGAAAGGAGUUUUCUACCUCACCGUCUUCCUCAUCGUGGGAACCAGUGCGUUGUUCUUCGGGUUUGAGUGUCCGUACUUGGCAAUUCAUCUCUCCCCUGCGAUUCCUGUGUUUGCAAUUAUCCUCUUCAUCUUUGUGAUGGCCAUGCUGUUGCGUACCAGUUUCAGUGACCCUGGUGUGCUCCCACGUGCUGAACCAGAUGAGGCCGCAUUUGUGGAGAUGGAAAUAGAGGCAGCCAAUGGCAACGUCCCAGCAGGUCAACGACCACCACCAAGAAUUAAAGAUAUUCAGAUCAACAAUCAGAUUAUCAAAUUGAAGUAUUGCUAUACAUGCAAGAUAUUCCGUCCACCCCGGGCAUCCCACUGUAGUGUCUGUGAUAACUGUGUGGAGCGCUUCGAUCACCACUGUCCUUGGGUUGGAAAUUGUGUUGGAAAAAGGAAUUACCGUUUCUUUUACCUCUUCACCAUCUCGUUGUCGUUCCUCACUGUCUACAUCUUUGCUUUUGAUAUUGUGCACGUGGCACUGAGAUCAGUGGACAAUGGCUUUUUAAACACGCUGAAGGACACACCAGGAACUGUGCUAGAAGUGGUGAUCUGCUUCUUCACAUUAUGGUCUGUGAUUGGUUUGUCUGGAUUUCACACCUAUCUUAUUGCGCUUAACCAAACCACAAAUGAAGAUAUUAAAGGCUCUUGGUCAGGUAAAAAUGGAAUUCAUAACCCUUACAGCCAUGAUGGUGUAAUAAAAAACUGUUGUGAGAUCCUUUGUGGGCCAGUGCCUCCAAGUGUUCUUGACAGAAGAGGGCUCAUUAAAGAUGAGGCGGGGGUUUCAGUCAAGACUAAUGGAGGUCCAAAUACAGUGCCACAGACGACGGCAAGUAGAGCUCCAUUGAUAUCCAAUGAGCAGGCACCAGUAAAAGUAGGUCCUUUCGUGCCUGGACAAAUGGAACCAGAGGCAAGAGAGACAGCACUAUCACCUAAUACAAACGUGUCACUUCCAUCUCCACCAACAGUGGACUUAAAUAUACAGACUGGCAGCACAGUCUUGCGAAGAGAUGCAGUUACAAAAGGAACAUAUCGGGGACAUGCCCUUUAGUAGAUUUGCUCUUGGAGGAAGUUCAAACAGAAGAAGGGGCACAAAAAGUUGGAAGAUGGUUCUUCUAGCUAAGUUAAGGUGCAAAUUGAAUUGACACUGCAAUUUCCAUCUGAUCAGUAUUGUGUGUUUUAUAUGAAGGUGUUUUGAAAGUUGGAUAUGCUGUGACGUAGCAUCAGACUAGGAAUGAUAAAGAAAAGGUCAAAUUGCUCAGAGACUUUUCAGGGCCAAUUUGCAUAUUCACAGCCAAAUUUGUUCAAUCAUACAUUAGCAUUUGUUAAUUUACUUCAAAAGUACAAAAAUGCAGUAUGACAAAUGAAUUUUUCAGAAAGAAGUGAGUGCUAAUUUUUUUAUUUCCCAUUCCAUAUUGUAACUUCAUGAAAAUAACUGGCAGGACAAAUAUGUGAAUACCUCGUGUAGUAAUAUGCUGAAUUUCAUUUGGGUGCUAUGCAAAAUAUUGAAAUGUUUUGAGUUCACCAGGGUAAUUUCAUAAUAUCACCAAUUACUGGCAUGUUAUGAAUGAAAUACAAUCUAUACAAGGAUAGUUAUGAGAGAGUUUUCUUGUGUGUGUAUGUCUGUGUAUGAGAGAGAGGGAAUAGGCCUCUUCAGCUACAUGAAUUUGAAGUUGGGUAAGUGAUGUUGAACUUAGACCUAAAAUUACUUUUUCCUUGUACAAAUUCAUGAAUGAACUGAUGCUACCAUUGGAUGUUGUUUUCAUGAAAUUACAAUUUUUUUCAAAUACUAUGUUGUUGAGCUACUUUUGCUUUACUGUUCAAUUUUUGAACCAGGUCACUCAUACUAUGGAAGUAUGUGAAAUAGCCUACAGCUUAAAAUAAUUAGCUAUGUGAAACAGUUCCUGAAAAAUUGAACCUUGCCAUAGAAGCUGGAGUUCCACUGCCUUGUACAUUAAAGGACUUUGUGAGCUCAAUGUGCAAAAUAUAAAACUGGGAGAAAGGAAACACAAGGAAUCUGCUUUGAUGGGAAUUUGUGUUACAAAAUUUCAAAGUUAACAAAUAAUUCCUUUCUGUGAGGGAGUGAACAAUCUAGUAAAAGCAGAAAAAUGGUUUGGUGCCAUUUAUAAUUUAAUAGAAAGUAAGUCUUUUAACAGCAGUAGAGGUAUGCACGGAAUUGUUUUUCCCUUGUAGCGAAUUAGCCAGUGUUUUGAAUUGUCCAAAGACUAGUUUUGUAUUUCUCAAGACUAAAUUUCACUAAGGAUCCAAGAACAAACCAUGGCCUUAGUCAGAAGGCUGAAGACCCUGAAUUCUAAGCUAGUCUGGUACACUGGCUUAAAAUUUCAAAGCCCAUAAUUGAGGGACAAAUACAAAGGUUUUAAGACUGAAGAAAAUGCUUUGUGUUCCCAACCUCUUCUGAGCAGAUUACAGUGCCUUUGAUACUGAAUGGAACCAUUUGGAAAUUUGUGAUAUCUUGCAGAUUGAGAUGUAUGACAAUAAUGUGUGAUAUGAAGUCAGUACUUAAAGAAUGAAAUGGGGAUAACAAUGAACGUGGUUAAUUUACUUGCUUUUCAUGUACAAAACAACAGUUUUAUUGCAAUUAUAUUAGUGUCUACAUUAUUGCACGUCCUUACACCAGUAACAGAACGUGCUUCAUAGUCUGAAUAAAGUGACCCUGUCUGUUAUCCACUGUACCUAGAAAGACAAAUAGUUCUAAGUUGCACUGACCCAACAAAAAUUUGAUCAUUUCUUUAUGCAUGAGUUUUAAUAAUAUUCCAAGUAGAAACAAGAUCUUGGAGGGAAAAAUAUAGUUUCUUCUAAUUUUGAACCUUUCAAAAACAGAAUGAUUCAAAUCAGUGUAUCAGAAAUCUGGGUCUGUGGUUGCAUUAAGCAUUUACGAACUAUUUAGAAUUUCAACCAAUUGGAUUGCAUAGGACGUAGCUUUAUAUACAUUGUCUUGGGACUGAAACUACAUUUUGCAGCAUUCCAUUCUUUAAAAAAAAAACCUAGUGUUAUGAAAUUUAAGACCUAGUGCAAAGGUGAGGUAAUACUUAAUUUAUAAUAACUUUCAUCUGAUAAUUUGGAUUGUUUGAAUAAGAAAACUCAAAAAUCAUUCACUUCUGAGGGCCACUUCUAAGUAUUUCAGUCAGCUGUUAUAACGUAUGUGAUCUAAGUUAAAUGAAGAAUAAAAUGAUUGAACUGAUGUCUUAAAGUCCCAAACGGCAGAAGCUUCCCAUCUGAAGCACUGUAAUUUGCCCAUUUAACAGUAAUCUUUCGCCUUCUGUGAGGAUGCCACUCUGAAAUAGAACAUGAUAGGAUCAUUACUAACUCCGUCUGCACACUGCUGACCAAAUAAUGGAGAAAAAUUCUCGAAACAUAAUUGCCUCCAUUGAAUUUAAUAUGUCGCUGUCAUUGAUACUUCAUUUAAUAUUAACCAGCUAACACGUCCAUCGGCAAGUUAAUUUGUAAGAAUUCAAUACCAAAAGUGAAAUUUUUGAUAGAUUUCCACAAAAUUGAGAUGCUGAGUGGGCUUUGAAAUAUCUGUUAUGGUGAGUAUCAAUAGAUUAAACAAAAAUGCUCCCAAUUACUUUGAAUCCUCUUUCCAUUCUUUUAUAUUCGCACUGGUUUAAUCAGUUCAAAAUAAACAUUUAAAUGGAGUUAAAAAUAUGGGAAGGUCAGUUUAUUAAUUGAAAUGCCGUUGAUGUGGGGUUAGUUUUCCUCUCCAAAUGAUAAACUCCCAUAUCCUGCAUUUUGAUUCAUCUUCAGCAAUACAGGUCAUCCUGGUCAGAAACUGGUCUCUUUUUUUAGGGUUUAAAAUUUGAUUACAGAUAGAACAGUUGCAGACAUAUGGACACUUGUUUCUCAUUGUAAGGUGCCAUGAUUUAGAGGGUAAAUGUAUGCAUUAUUUGAAUUGAUAAUGACUCCAUGCAUCAGAUUUGGGGGAAUAUUCUCCCUCAUCUCUGAUCUUCAACAAUCCACCGUCCAACAUAAAUUGCACUUGUAUUAUAUGUUAGGAGUGCAGUUAGAUGGGUAAAAUCUACUUGGUUGAAGUCAAGGUGCAAAUGCUUUAAAUUUGGUCAGUUUACUCAUUAUGGUGAAUUGUCUUUAAUAUUGAAGAUACUAACUGCUUUGACCAUGAAAACAUGAAAUAAAUCUUGAAUUAAGUUGGUGCAUACUUCCCCAGAAAAUGUUAAAAUUUGACCCAUUAAUUUGGGGGCAUAUUUCAAUACUUCGCAAUAUUGAAACAUGUGCCAAAUCAAUAGAUCAAAUAUUAACAUCUGCAGAUGUUAAUUUUAUUGAAAAUUCUCAUACAUUUUGUGAUUUUUGAAAUUAUCCUUUACUCUUUUUUUUAGUUGUAACUGAUGCUGCAAUGCUGAUUUUAAAUGCUGCUUUAAAUGCUGUUUUAAAAGAAAAGCCCAAUGAUAAGUAAGGGAUUCAAAGCUAGUUAGGAUUGAAAAUGAUGCAACAAAAUUAAAUAUGUGCACACUCCUUCAAAUGUUGCCGCAAAAGUUGUGUAAUCUGAUAACCUACUAUUUGUAUUUCACAUUUUCUGUCUUGAUGAUGUGAAUGUGGUAUAUUUAGCAGCGAAAUCAGAUUAUCAUCUCCUCAAGAACUACCUCCAAACAUGAUUUCCCUUUUCAUAAAUUUCAGAAUACAGGAAGUCCCCAACUUACGAACACCCAUACGUACGAAUCGACCUUCGUGGUCUUAACGACUUUUGGUUCGUAAGCGGGCCCGGCCCCCGAUCCUACCAUGGCGGCGGUACACCUUCUUUGGCCUGACCCCGGGCCAAGUGCGCAUGUGCGACUGGGGCCAUGCGCGGCCGCGAUCCCCGGGCCAAGUGCGGCUGGGGCCAUGCGCGGCCGCGAUCCCCGGGCCAAGUGCGGCUGGGGCUGUGCGUGGCCAUGAUCCCCGGGUCAAGUGCGCAUGCGCGGACACUGUUAUGAGUUGCAGACAAAAUCGGGUUACGAACAGUCUCAAAAACAGAACUCGUUCGUAGCCCAGGGACUUACUGUAUUUUCUUUCCUCUUCACAAUGGGAUCGUCUUCUCGCCCCACCAUAUGCUUGCACAGUUCAGAGAUGCCCUUUCCUCUCCAUUUUUCCUCUUCUCAUGAGGACACUGUAUCCCUUAUGACUUCCCCCUGCCCCCUGCCAACAAAUCAUCCACUUCAUUGGAAUGUUCUUGUCCUACUACAGCUCUCCCAUUCAUGCUGGGCCUCUAGGUCCUAUUGUCCCCUGCUCUCCUUUUAAAGUCAACAGACAUACUCUAUCUCUGCUCAGGUCAUAUCUGCAAUUUCUCACAUCAGCACAUUUAGUUUUGUCAUUCUUUCUUCCUACUUCUCCACAAAGUGCAACACCCAGGCUUUUACAUUCUGCUCUUAAAAAGUUAAAUUACAUUGCAUGCUGUGGGUGGGAAUUGCAGAUAAUAUGAAAAUUCCAUAUAUGGUGUACAACUGUGUUGAAUUGCUUAGAACAAGAACUGAUGUGUUAUUGACAGGGCAAAAAUUCAGACUGAUGAAGAUUCUGUCAUAGAAUUAUAGAAAAUUUAUGACACAGAAGGCAACCAUUUGGCCAAUUGCAAAAGAGCUCUACAGCCUAACCCCAGCUUCUAGUGCUGGGUCCAAUCCUAUCCAUUGCCCACCCAAGAUUCUACCAUUUAUUGCUCUUGUCUUGUUUCGCCCUCCCAAAUGCAUCACCCUGCACAGCUUUGGAUUAAAUUCCAUAUCUCACUUUUCUGCCCAGCUGACCAGGUCUUUCUAAAAGCUGCUUGAUCGAGGCUCUUGCAUUUAAGUCUCAGUUAUUAAUGUAUAUUGCAAAAAUCAAAGGACCAAGUACUUGGCCCUAUGGAAUCCCACUGAUAAUCUUCCAGUCACAAAAGAGACCCACCAGCCAUUAUCCUUUGGUCCAAAAUUGACUCAGUGGUAGGAAGCAAUUUGCCACUCUCCUUUGGAUACUAUUGGGCUUUCAUUUUUCUGACCGGUCUGUCAAACAAGUCAAAAGCGUCACCAAAAUCUUAAAGACCAUAUCAAAUCUCUUGUCUUCAUCAAUCAUUCUUGCUUUUUCCUCAAAAAUUGUAGUAGUCAGUCAGAAACGACCUUCUCGUAACAUAUCCAUGCUGACUGUCCCAGAUUAAUCUGUGCCUUUCUAAAUUAAAGUUUUCAAUGUCUCUUAGAAUAAACAGAUUUCUAUAAUUAGCCCACCAAAGAUACUAACUGGCCUGCAAUGACUUUUUUUUAACCCCUACCUUCCUAUUCAAACAACAGUGCAAACUUGCCACUCUCCAAUCCUUUGCAUGACUUCUGUAGUUGAUGUGGAUUGAAGAAUUUUGCCAGAGUCUCUGCAAUUCCCUCCUUUGCUUCUUAGUCGAUUAUGUUACAGCCAGGUUUGGAGAUUUAUCCAGGUUCAAAGAUGAUAAACCCCUUAAAUCUUCCUCUUUUGCAAUGAAUAUUCCACACCUAUUUAUUUUAAUUAUAACAUUAGCAUUGUCUCCCUCUUUUACCUACUUCCCACUUCCUCCCUCUCCAUUUACAGGUUACCUUUAAUGGUCCUUAAUAGGGAUAUUGCUUUAUAUGUACUUAUAAAGCAUAUAAAUCAAUUGGACAUACGUUAAUUUUACUUGCCAUUUUUUUCAUACUCUCACCUUGCUUUCCAAAUUUUCCUUUUAAUUUCUCUCCAUCUUCUUUGCUCUCUACACUUUCUGCUGAUAUCUAAAGACAUACGGGUAGGUUAAUGUGGGUUUAAAAAAUGGGCGGUGCGGACUCAUUAGACCAGAAGGGCCUGUUAGCAUGCUGUAUAAAUUUUAAAGUUUAAUCUGUUUGCCUUUUUUAUUACUGGCCCUACCCCUUUGCAGCUUGUCAGAUAGUUGGCUCUAGAUCUGAUAGCACCACUCUUUUUCUUUGUGGGAACAUGUUUAAUGUUGCAGGAUCCUUAAAUCUCUUUAAAUGCCUCCCAUUUUUCAAAGUUUGAUUUACCUUCAAGUAGUUGUUACUGGUCCACUAAAUCACUUCUCAGGCCAGUAAAAUUGGCAUUAACCAAAUAGUCUGUUUACAGAACUAUGCUAGAUCUAACUGAAUUAUAUUCCCCAAAACAAAAAUGCUCUCCCACAGAUCCUGCUUUCUUCUACACAGCUUCAUUUCCUAAAACUAAAUCCAGGAUUGCAAUCCUGCCACCUUCUUGUUAGAUUUGCUGCAUACUGCCUGGAAUACUUACGAAUGUAGUUUCAAGAAUUCUGUGCUUUUAUAUCUUUCACACUGAUCAACUGUCUCCUGCUUAAUAUUUGUGAAACUUUCCAGUAUUACUAGUUCUUUUGCACCUGUCAGAAAAUGACUUACAAGUAUACUCUUCUAUAACCAUCGGAUGGUUCAGUGGUUCUCUAAUACACUCCCAACAGUGUGAUUGCUCAUUUCUUUCUCACACUUCAUUUAUUCUCAGAGCUGUGAUUGUUUUUUUUUAAACCAAAUGUAUCACUAUUCCCACCUCCCCUUUUUUUUAAUCCUGCCCUCUAUCUCAUCGGGAAACACUAACCGGGAAUGGUAUGCUAUCAGUCAUGCACCUCUGUAAGCCAUGUUUCUUCAUUGGCUGUUGUACCAUACUUUAAUAUGUCUACCAAUGCCCUCAACUCAUCUGCCUUGUACUCCAAACUCCUUCCAUUUCAGUAUAUACCAGUAGGAACAUGCACACUACAUUUUACUACUAAAAAAAGUUCUAAUCUUUUCUCUGCCUUCAAACUCUCUCAUUAACUUUCAGCCUUGCUUUUCCAGUUCUCCUCUUCCUUCUGAACCUUUGCCCAGCUUCUGUCUACCAAGCUAACUUAAACUCUUCCCCCAAAAGCACAAACAAAUUAGCCUGUGAGGACAUUGGUUUCAAUGCUGUUGAGAUGGAACUCAUCUGAACUGUAUAGAUCUCAGCUUCCCCUAUAUUGAUCCUCAUGUCCCAGGAAUCUUAAGCCAUCCAUCCUGUACCACUUCUCCAGCUGCACAUUCAUCAGCACCAUCCUCCUGUUUCUAUAUUCACCUUUUUCAAAGUGGUUGGCUUUUGGGAGAUGUUGAUCUAUUUAAGGAGCAUUUUGUUUACAUAACUUUUGUGUUUAAUUAAAUGGCCCAUAAGCUAAAACAACUUGGAGAUUUGAUCUUUAUAUAAUUUUAUUUUAAAUAUGUACUUUUACUCUCAAGGGUUGGGUUAAGUUUAAUGUAUGAAUAGUACACCUUCUAAAGUUGGGCUCAUCAGUAAUUAAAACUAAGGAUGUUUGAAAGGAAAGGUCAUUUGAUUGUUUCUCCUUUGAACAUUCACACUUGAGAAAAGUUCCUUAAUGGUGGAUCUCACUGGAGACAUCAGCUUCGAAAACUCUAACCCCUAUAGGUAUCUCCAAAAUUUUCUGAAGAGACAAGCACCAGAUUUUAUGACUUCAGGUUUUCUCUUCUCUCUGUUUUUGCAUUUGGUUGAAAAAAAAGUAUCAGGAUUAAUAGGAAAAAUUUGUAGCAUAAUGUGUACUGAUGAUUCUGAGUAAUAACCUCAGAUUUGUUUGUUCUAUUCCUUUUGGAAGUUUAAGAGUUUUAUCAUUAGAGGAAAGAAUGAAAACAUAAUGUACCUUGCAGCUUUGAUUUGCUUUGAAUAACUCAGAAUACAUCACAACAACUGAAGUAUUUGGAAAUGUGGUCACUUUUGGUCACUAAUGAAUUGUCUAAGGUUUCUUUCAGACAAAGGGAGUGCUUUGGUGCAGGUAAGUAUGUUUAAAGUAUACAUAAUGCUAGUUUGUUGCAUGCUUGUGACUGCAGUUCUCUGAGCAAAUUUCAUCAGAUUUCUCGAUCAACAUUUCCCAAAAGUCAGUUUCAAUUAUACAAGGUGCCAAACACUCAAAUUGCUGAAAUGCAGAUCAUUCUUGAUAAUGGGAAGCUUUAUUGCCAUCACCAGGUACUGACUUGUAAGUACUGCUGCUUCUUGCUAGUUCCCUCUUUUUCACGCUCUCACACAUGCUCGCUUCCUCUCGUGUCUCUUUGUCCUUCCACUGUGUCUCUCUGCCCCUUGCUCCUUUCUGUUGCUGCCCCAAUCUGAGCAGUAUCGGAUCAGAUUUUUAAGAGUGAUUCCAGUAGGUUAAAAGAACCCAGAGUGUGGAUUUCUUUUCUAAAUAUAUAGGAAAUAAAAUAUGGACCUAUUUAUCUUGAAUAGAGUAGCAAUUUUUUUUCUAAGCGGGUUGAAGCUAUAAAUAUUGUAGAGCAUUUACAAGGCAUGUAACAUCCAUGUCCAGAUGUAAUUACAACUGUGUUUGAUCUUUCUUUUAUCACACAUGCACUUUAUAAUAGGCUUCAAUGAACAGUUUUCGGCAACAAAACCUCUUGCUAAAUUUGUUUUUGAAAGACAUAAUUUUUAUGUACAGAUGGAACAAAAGACAUGGGCAAUUUCUUUUUAAAGCAUUGAGAAAGUCAAAUGGACAAAAUUAGAUAAAUAUAUUACAAAUAGUUGCAACUUUUCACUGCACAUCUAUGUCAAAUGGAAUUGUAAAUUGUUUAAGCAUGAUUUGAAGAAAGCCAGUUACGUUGCCAAACAUGUCAUUCCAAAACACUUCAGCAAAUUUUCCAUGCAUCAAAGGACAUACAAAACAGAUGAUCAGAACCCCACCCCCACCCUGACCCAAGCCAGCAAUAUU